Molecule: messenger RNA, 2850 nt
Organism: Linum trigynum
Lineage: Eukaryota; Viridiplantae; Streptophyta; Magnoliopsida; Malpighiales; Linaceae
Source: the annotation of a GenBank genome assembly
UGCUACCAUCAUAUGAAAUAGAUAGUUCUAACUAACAGAGCAAAGGCUUUCAUAAUGUCUAUUUUAAUUGCACAUCUAGAGGAUAAAGCACUCCUGUUGUAUCCACUAACUAACUCCUGAGCCAUCAAUAUAUUAUCCAUGAUGCUCCUUCCCCUAACAAAAGCUGAUUGAUUAGUGCUAAUGAUCAGGGGCAUAACCUCACUAAUCCUCCUAGCAAGAAUCUUUGCCAUUAUCUUGUAUAAUAGGUUUACACAUGAGAUAGGCCUAAAAUUCUUCAGGGUGUCAGCAUUCAGAACCUUAGGAACUAAGGAAACAGCAGUAGCAUUGAUUCCACUGGAGAAUAUGAUGCUAGAGAGAUCUCCUGGAUGCGGGGUAAAAGUUGAACCAAACAUUCACUCUAGGCACAAAAAGUUGAAGAAAGAUUGCCACGCUGUACAGUUGCUGCGUAAUCAGAGUGGUUGUGGGUGGAACAAUGUAACAAAGACUCCAACACUGGAUGACGAUGUCUUUGAAGCAUUGAUUAAGGUUCACCCAAACUGCAAGAAUCUUAAUAGGAAGUCCUUCCCAUUCUAUGAUGAAUUGCUAAAGGUGUUUGGAAAAGUUGGCCCUGCAGAUGGAAGAAAGGUUGCUGGUAUUACUGAUGUGGUUGACUCCCCGAUCGUAGAUGGACCUUUUUUCGUGGACGUGGAUGACAUUCAGACACCAAUUGAUGUUGAAGGCCCAGGGAUUGAGAGCUUUAUGGAAGAUUUGAUCAAUGAAGGGAUUGAGAUCUCCCAGAGAGCAGCUGUGACCCCACCAGCUCAACCGACACAAGGGGCGAGCAACUCUGAAAUGAAGAAGAAGGCUAUAAAGAAGGACAACAAGACUGACAAUGCAAUUGUUGUUGUGGCUGAGGAACUGGGAGAUUAAAGUCUGUAAUAUCGAAGGCACUUGAUGCUCUUGGAUCAAUUUUAGGUGAUCGUGAGGAAGAAGAUGGUAGGGAGGCUGCAUUGAUGACAGAAAUAGGAAAAAUUCAAGGACUGGAACGCUGCCAAGUCAUUGUUGCUGCAAUGACCUUAGUUGAGAAUGAUCGGAAGACAAGACUCGUCUAUACUCUCGACAAUGAGGAGGACAAGAAGUAUUUCAUUCAGAACUUGUUACAUUGACUGCUAAGAUUCUAGCAAGGGACAAUGUUAGGUUGUAUGUAUGUAUGUAGGGGGAUUGAUUUUGGGAUAUGAAACUUGCGUGUACGGAACACAUAUAGUACGAAUAGGAAACUUGUGUGUUUUUGGGGAAACUAGGAGGUGGAAGAUUAGUGAUUUUGAGAGUUUCCAAUCCAUUCCAACGUGUUUCUAAUCCUUUAAAGAAUGCAAUGCAAACUGGCUGUGUAUGCCUGCCUCAAGUAGGCUGUAAGUAUAUUUUCCAUAUGUGUUUUUAGGUUGUAUUGUACCUGUUGGUUGUUGUAUACUUGGUUGAACAUGUGUUAGUUUUUAAACUUUGUUGAUGGAAAACAAAACUGCAGGUUUAACAUGGAUGCAGGCGGUAUGUGUGCUUACUGAAACAAGCAUUUACGAUUGAAACAAGCAUCUGCUGCAAGUUGAACAUGGAUUGCAGGUUAAACAUGGAUUGCCACGACCACUUAGAUUAUAUAUAACAUUCUAAUAAUGAUAAUAACAGAAGGUUGCCAUGACCACUGUGUACAGUAUGAAAAGAUGAGAUGAAGUGAGGACUGGGACGAGGCUAAAUAAAUGGAUGGGAGCCAGUUUUGUUUCUAACAAUAAUAGUAAUAUAAAAAUUAAAUAAAGGGUAGGAAGGCAAUGAGGUAAAUGCAUAACACAUCCACAAAUAUACUUCAACAAAAUCUAUCAUGAAAUCCAACAAACAAACAAUGGUCUUAUUCAAAACCCAAAUGAACCAAUUCCAUCAUAAAUCCAUGGUUUUAUAAAACCCAGACUUUAACCUAAACCUUCAUAUUUUAAAUCCACGAAGCAAACCAACCCUUAAGUUACAUUUUGCUAUCUGAUAUCUCAUGUUCUUUUACUGUGAAUCUAUGAAAACAUGCAACGAACAUGACCAGGAAAGGUGGGAUGCAACCCAGUCCAAAAGUUGUCACCCGAAGUAAACGAGGAUUUUUGUUCACGAAGUUGAGAUAAUUUUAGUUUACACUCUAAGGGCAUCCAAGCCACCUUUCACCACCUCCUGCUUCCUUUGAACGCAACACUUGGAGUGUAAUGCUGCUGCUGAUAUGUUGUCCUUCCUCUUACGACCAAAUUGUUCAACCAAGGGUUGGCACUCUUCUGUUAGUUCAACAAACAAACCCACAACAUAAAUGAGUUGGGAUACAAAUUAUUACAAAAAGAAAUCGAGAGAACAACAGGGCACGCAUCAUAACAUGCAUGGCUAGCUUCACUCAGGGGGUUAAGUUUAGCAUGAGAGUUUCCAAACAAAACAAAAUUCUAAAGCAAUUAGAAACAAGACUAUAGACGUAAUGGCAGAAAACAAACAGAGGCUUAGAGAAAAGGUAAACUCCAAGUAAUUACCAAUGGUUGAGGAAAGUGUUGUUGUACUGCUGUUCUGAACCCAGCAAUCGUAGCUUCCAUCAUACAUACCUCGCAAGUCCUCAUACCUUGGAAUAGGAGUGGGCCAGCAAGAGACUCUAGGCUGCAAUGCCCUCCAACCAGGUUCAUAGCACUUUAGUUCUACUGCGGAGAAGAACUCUGGCUCUCCUGUCCCUGUCCUCAAAUUGCAGGAGAAGACACACUCAUUCAAGUAUUUAAAGAAGACAAUUUCUGGCUUCUCCGGAUGCAAAUCAAGCACACGACACUUUUCGAGUUCGAAGUCACCCCAUAAUAAUGAAGACGAAGUGGUCGU